AUGGCGGAAGUAAACACAAGAUUUUUGUCUCUGGUAACCAAUUGUUUUCAAAAAGACAUCACAAAACCCGAAGACGAUUUAACUGUGUUGGUACAUUGGCUGCUACUGCAGAAUAACUUCCAGGUUCUUCAUUUUGGAAACGAGAAUGUAAUGGACCGAGACGAGCGACCUUCUGAUAUUUUGCCGGAAAAUUGGUCACGAGGAGAAUCGUAUAAGCUUCGUUAUACUCGCGAGAACAAAUUGUUUAUUUUAAACGGUGUCAAAGCGGGAGACGGUGUUAUCUAUAACUUGUAUGAUGUGGCGAAUAAUCAAGUAUCGAGUGCCGCAGUUGGAAAUAUCGAUAAGACUGUGAGCUGUCUCAAAGAUUUCAAAAACAACAGAGAAGAUUUCUCCAACAUUGUCAGUUUGCUGAAAAAUGAUUUAAUAGAUCCAAUGUACAAAGCAAACGACGAUACACGUGCGGUAAGCACUCAAACUCAUCCACAACACAAAGAAUCUGAAUCGGCUCUACUCGUUUCGAGGUCGUCGUCGUUUGGGUUCGACCGCAGGGAUCCAUUUCCGACGUACGGCUUGCCAGACAUAGAUCCCUUAGGUGGUUUGCGUGGACCAGGCGAAGGGAUGAUCUUCGAUCCUACAGGAAACGGCAGAGCAGGAAUAUUCCCUAGGAUUUAUCCUAGUACACGAUUCGAUCCUGAGCAGCCGCCAGAUGCUGACCCUUUUGGCAAUACAACCUCAAAUCCCGAUCACACGUGA
Messenger RNA from Adelges cooleyi (spruce gall adelgid), 753 nucleotides. RefSeq names its product proteasome inhibitor PI31 subunit-like. The transcript has a single exon. The coding region runs from base 1 to 753 and encodes 250 amino acids. NCBI's taxonomy places the organism in Eukaryota, Metazoa, Arthropoda, Insecta, Hemiptera, Adelgidae. The record is from RefSeq and is a predicted model, not a curated record. Gene Ontology annotation, molecular function: endopeptidase inhibitor activity; proteasome binding. Gene Ontology annotation, biological process: proteasome-mediated ubiquitin-dependent protein catabolic process.